Molecule: messenger RNA, 2661 nt
Organism: Australozyma saopauloensis
Lineage: Eukaryota; Fungi; Ascomycota; Pichiomycetes; Serinales; Metschnikowiaceae
Gene: RNR3
Product: Rnr3p
Exons: 1
Coding region: 1-2661 (886 amino acids)
Biological process (GO): deoxyribonucleotide biosynthetic process; DNA replication
Cellular component (GO): ribonucleoside-diphosphate reductase complex
Molecular function (GO): ATP binding; ribonucleoside-diphosphate reductase activity, thioredoxin disulfide as acceptor
Source: RefSeq, a predicted model, not a curated record
AUGACUUCUGUGCAAUAUGAGGGUGAUCCUAAACUUCUACCGUUUGACUCGAAUAGACUUUUUCACCUAUACACUAAGUUAUCUGAAAAUUUAGAUAUCUCAAACGCAGAUCUCGAAGACGCAGCACACUCCAUAGCUUUAGCACUACCCUCCACAAUCACUGUUGAUGAGCUCUUGCACUUGGCAGCUGAAUCUUUGGCUCAAAAAAUUGUUGUCAACCCCGACUUUUCAAAUUUAGCUGGAAGAGUCGAUGUCCAUGCGAUCCAUAGGUCAAUACCCCAUGAUUUUGCAACCAACUUCGAGAGAUUACAUCGCUACCUUCACCCUAAGACUCGGCAUCCGCAGCCAUUAGUAUCAGAUGAAGCAUCUGCUUUUGUCAGAAAGCAUGCUGACUUUUUAAACCGUUUAAUCGUUUCAAGUCGUGACUAUGAUAUUACCUUUUUUGGGAUGAGAACUUUGGCAAAAUCAUACCUUAUCAAAGCGAACAAUAGAACGGCAGAAACGCCACAAUACAUGUUUUUGCGCGUUGCUAUCGGCAUUCAUGCUUUAGCUCUUCAGGGUGCUCCUGAGGCUGAGAUAUUGUCUCAAAUUGCAAGAACCUACAAUUUAAUGUCCCAAAAAUACUUCAUUCACUCGUCGCCCACUUUGUUCAAUGCAGCUACUGUUAGCGGCUAUCUCUCCCUGUGUUUCUUAAUGGCAGUUGACGACGAUUCGAUAGAUGGUAUCUACAAAUCACUCCACAAAGCGGCUCUCAUAUCAAAGGCGUCGGGCGGGAUAGGCAUACAUGUAAAUAAUAUUCGAUCCAAUGGCUCCCUCAUCAGAUCUUCAAACGGAACCUCAAAUGGACUUGUUCCUAUGCUUCGCGUUUUUAAUAGCACGGCUCGAUAUGUUGAUCAAGGUGGAAAUAAGAGACCAGGCGCCAUCGCUGUUUAUGUUGAGCCCUGGCAUGGAGAUAUAGAAGAAAUUUUGGAUUUGCGCAAGAAUCACGGACCCGAAGAAUUGCGAGCUCGUGAUCUAUUUUACGCUUUGUGGAUCCCAGACUUGUUCAUGAAGAGAGUCAAAAACAACGAAGAUUGGUCAUUAUUUUCUCCAAGUGAGGCCCCAGGUCUUUCUGAAGUUUAUGGAGAUGAGUUCGAGGAUUUAUACAAUAAAUACGAGGAAGAGGGUCUAGCGAUUACCCUGUUCAAAGCCAGAAAACUUUGGGUGAAAAUACUCGAGACUCAAACAGAAACAGGAAUGCCAUUCAUGCUUUACAAAGAUUCAUGCAACAAAAAACUGAAUCAGAAAAAUUGCGGGACGAUUAAAUCCUCAAAUUUGUGUUGCGAAAUCGUACAGUAUCUGUCUGAAAAGGAAACGGCAGUGUGCAAUUUAGCUCUGUUAGCCUUACCCUCUUAUGUUGUUGAGACAGGUACGACGGUCUCAUUUGAUUUCCAAAAAUUACACGAAGUCACGAAAUGUGUCACGCGGAAUUUAGACCAGGUAAUCGACUCGACUCUUUACCCGACAAAAUCAGCCAAGGUUUCUAAUCUCAAACACAGACCUCUCGCAAUUGGAGUUCAAGGAUUGGCUGACGUUUUUAUGCAGCUACGUCUACCAUUUGACUCUGAGGAAGCGAAACAGGUCAAUGUUCGGAUUUUUGAAACUAUUUAUCAUGGAGCAAUUGAAUCAUCAAUGGAAUUGGCAAAGGAAAAAGGUCAUUAUGAAUCUUUUAAAGGAUCACCCGCUUCUUUUGGAAUUCUACAGUUUGAUAUGUGGAAUUGCAAACCUACUUUCUUUGAUGACUGGGAUGAAUUGAAAAAGCGUAUCAUGAAGCACGGAUUAAGAAAUUCUCUUCUUGUCGCCCCCAUGCCAACCGCUUCAACUUCCCAGAUUUUAGGUUUCAAUGAGUGUUUCGAACCGUUUACAUCAAACAUAUACCUGAGAAGAGUUUUGUCCGGUGAAUUCCAGGUAGUAAAUAAAAACCUAGUGAAGGAUUUGAUUAAGCUUGGUAUUUGGAACAAUGCCAUGAAAGAACAAAUCAUCAUUGAUGAUGGUCUGAUCCAAAAUAUUGAUAUCAUCCCACAACCUCUCAAGGAUAUUUAUAAGACGGUAUGGGAGAUAAGUCAAAAGAGCAUAGUCGAUAUGGCUGUUGCUAGAGGGAGUUUCAUAGAUCAGCUGCAAAGCUUGAACAUUCAUCUAAAGAAUCCAACCUUCAAGAACCUCACCUCUUGUCAUUUUUACGGUUGGGAAAGAGGCCUCAAGACAGGAAUGUACUACUUGAGAACAAAGGCUGCUUCCAGAGCCAUUCAAUUUUCAGUUGAUGCCACAAAGUCUGCUUUAGAAUUAGAAUCGAUGAGCAAACCUGACAUUGGCCUUUUAAUGGCUCCAAAAUACAUCGAGACUCGCUCGUAUCCCAAGAAAAUUUCGGAAGACUCGAAUCCAAGACGCAAGUUGGCGGCAUUGAAGCGCUCCCUGCUGCUUUUAUCAACUCCAAACACCGAUGUUUCUUUAUCCAGAUCUCCUAGCACGGACAACUCCGAGGUUCAAUCGAAGGAGCAAAGCCCGAAGGCAAUCACCUCUAGCAAGACUACUUCGCCUGAAGAAGACUACGACAUUUAUGAUACCACUCCAAUCUCUUGUAACAUAGCUAAUCCAGAGAACUGUGAAAGUUGCUCUGCUUAA